Molecule: messenger RNA, 1358 nt
Organism: Ipomoea triloba (trilobed morning glory)
Lineage: Eukaryota; Viridiplantae; Streptophyta; Magnoliopsida; Solanales; Convolvulaceae
Product: cysteine-rich receptor-like protein kinase 10
Exons: 7
Coding region: 1-1239 (412 amino acids)
Biological process (GO): protein phosphorylation
Molecular function (GO): ATP binding; protein kinase activity
Source: RefSeq, a predicted model, not a curated record
AUGAGCAAGCCCAUUUUGACGGCUGUAUUUGAUGUGCUAGAUGCAGGAAACCAUGGAAGUUCCAAUUCUCCUGCAAAAGUGAUUAUUGUUGCCAUUGUAGUUCCAGUCGUUGGGAUUUUACUCUUCAUUGCAGUCCUUUAUUAUUUUCUGAGAAUUAUUAGAAUUUCUAAGAACCCAAAUACUAAAAUACAGACAGCAGAUUUGACUGGAAUUUCAUCAACUGAGGAUCAGUCCUUGCAAUAUGACUUUGCUAUUAUUCAAGCUAUUACAAAUGAUUUCUCCCCUGGAUGUAAGAUUGGUAAAGGUGGAUAUGGCUAUGUAUACAAGGGAAUGCUUCCUAGCGGACAAGAAGUAGCUAUAAAAAGGCUUUCAAGAAGCUCAGGACAGGGAGCAAAAGAGUUUAAGAAUGAAGUUGAAGUAGUUGCCAAGCUUCAACACAGAAAUUUAGUUAGACUAUUGGGAUAUUGCUCCGAAAGAGAAGAAAAGAUACUCAUAUAUGAAUUUGUGCCCAACGGAAGCCUUGACUACUUCUUAUUUGAUGUUGACAAACAGUAUUUAUUGGACUGGUCAAGACGUUACAAAAUUAUAAAAGGAAUAUCACGAGGAUUACUUUACCUUCAUGAAGAUUCUCGUCUUAAAAUCAUACACCGUGAUCUCAAAGCAAGCAAUAUAUUGUUAGAUGCAAAUAUGAAUCCCAAAAUAGCUGAUUUUGGCAUGGCAAGAAUUUUUGAAAUUGAUCAAACUGAAGAAAAUACGAACAGAAUCGUUGGAACAUAUGGCUAUAUGUCUCCUGAAUAUGCAAUGCACGGAGAGUUUUCUGUGAAGUCCGACAUUUUCAGUUUAGGCGUUAUACUUUUAGAGAUUAUUACUGGAAACAAAAAUCGCAUCUUCGACCAAUCUGCAAAUAGAUCAGUGAACCUUCUUGGCUAUGCUUGGGAACAGUGGAGGGAUGGCACACCAUUGGAAAUACUUGAUCCGGUCCUCGCAAAGUCCUACAAAGUGAAUGAAGUCAUCCAAUGUAUUCACAUUGGUUUAUUAUGCGUUCAAGAUGUUGCAGUUGAAAGACCUACAAUGGCAGAAGUGAUGUUGAUGCUUAGCAGUUAUUCUUCUAAUAGCUGGCCAUCACCUCGUGAACCUGCAUUUUACCAUGGUGGAAGUGAGGGAAUGCCAAGAGAACUGGAGUUGGAACGACCUAUGACGGUCAAUGUAGUGUCAAUUUCUGAACUCUAUCCGAGAUAGGGAGACUACGAUGGAGUUCAAGAAUGGAGUUUAAAUUUGCAGAAUUGCUGGCAAAAGAGACAGGAGAUUAAGUGCAGAUUGCAUAUAAUUUUUUUAGGCUUAUUUUCAAAGUCUUACAU